Magnolia sinica is the source of this 2221-nucleotide messenger RNA. Its product is annotated as DDT domain-containing protein DDR4. Gene Ontology annotation, biological process: regulation of DNA-templated transcription. Lineage: Eukaryota; Viridiplantae; Streptophyta; Magnoliopsida; Magnoliales; Magnoliaceae. Gene Ontology annotation, cellular component: RSF complex. The transcript has 11 exons. Bases 340 to 1962 code for a protein of 540 amino acids. The record is from RefSeq and is a predicted model, not a curated record.
AGUGCAGAGAUACGUCGUGCUGUAAUAACCUCAAUCGCAGAAUCACCGAAUAAUUCGGCCCACCUGAUGGAAAGAUCUGAUCUCCCACACGUGUCCAUGCAAGUACGCGUGCCUGUGUAUGGAAGGGUUGGAAAUAAUAUCGACGGAAGGGAGUGAGAAGAAAGUUUCAGGCGGGAAAAAUCUCGCUUUUAGGUCCCUCUCUCUCACACUCUGAAACUUCUCAGCUUCCCAUCUUCUCUCCAUUUGCUCUAUCUCACCCUCGAAAAUCUUCCCACAUCUCUCCUCUUUUCUUCAAAUUCUCGCCACUUCUUUCAAGGCGAUUUUCCCGCGCUUCUCACCAUGUCCGGGGAACAAAGGCGCGAGAGAGGGAGGGGGAGCACGACGGUUUCCAACACCGGCGCGGAAGAAGGUAGCUCGGCUGUAGAUCCUGUCAGUGGAGAUCUGGCAACGGUCUCGAUACCUCCUACGUCCGAGGAUCAGCUCGCACGGCAUAGGCUUCGGGAGCGCUGGGAGCUGGCUUCCGUUCUCCAUUUCUUACAUGUUUUUCAGCCGAUUAUUUGGAUCGAUUCGGAGAUUUCAGCGGAGGAGAUCGAAACGGCUCUCAUUACGCCGAACAAUACGCUGGCCGAGCUUCACAUUGCCCUUUUGAAGGGGAUACCACCUGUCAGCAAAAACUUGAUAGGCUCUGAUGCAUGGGUGACAGUAGUCUGCAAGAAAAUUGCGACUUGGUGGCGCUGGGUGGCUGAAGGGGAGGUUCCGCUCACUGUGGCUCGUGGUGAGGAGAUAUCGAGAUACAAGGAACUUGAUCCGACAAUUCGGCUGCUGAUCCUAAAAGCACUUUGUGAAAUCCGUGCAGAACAAUAUGAUCUACUGAGGUAUAUUGAUGAUGCACUGAAAUGUGGAACCCAGUUGUCUACCUUUCGUAAGGAUAGGAUAGGUGGAGAUGGAAAUGGAACGGCAUACUGGUAUGAUGGAGAUUCAGUUAUUGGUCAUCGGUUAUACCGGGAAAUAAAAAAUGUUGAAUUCAAACAGAGAUUAAAAGGGAGGGGUAGCCUGGUACAACCAACGACCAGUUUUCAGUGGGAAACCCUUGCAACUAACCUCGAGGAAUUUCGGGAAAUAUCAGAUGAACUUUCAUCUAGCAAAGUUAAGUUCGAAUCUGCAGUCGGGGAAGUCAUUAAAAAUGACAUCAUGCCGACUAUUGAGAAAUUUCAAAAGAAGAAAGAAAGGGCACUGAAACGACAACAAAGGCAAGCAAUGCAGUUGGACGAUUUUCUUUAUCCUCAUGGACUUGGAAACAAGCGCACCUGUCGUGAUCGCAGACCUGUUAGUUACACAUUUGAUGAAUUCGACCGCUCUAUUGAAGAGGCUAUACAGAUGAACAAUAAAUCGAUGACCGGAGAGCAAACUGAUGAAGAAGAAGAAGGGGAGGAUGCCGCAGAUGGGAAGGACAUUGCAUCUAAUGGGAGUCUGCUCGAGAUUGACAACAACAUUAAGUACAGAGAUGGCGAUGAUGGUGACGACGACGACGACGACGACGACGACGACGAUUACGAUGAUAAGAGUGAUGCUGAAGAAGAAGAUGAUAAUGAUGUUGAGGAUGAUAGCAGCUCAGGUAGUUCUGAGAAGGAAAACAACGAUCAUGACCAGAGGAAUGCUCAGAAACAGAAGGAUCUUCAGCCUAAAACGGUUGUAAUGUUGCGCCACAGUUUGAGAACUUCGGCGAGAACUAGAAACCAGAUCAAUGUGUCUGGCGCUGAUGGUAGAAUUCAAGCAGAUACAAAGAAAAGACUGAGGCAAAGGCCCAACCAUAACACAAACUAUGAUAACCCUCUUGUUGUUCCCGACUCUGAUGAUAGCAGUGGCUCCUCGGAAGAAGCAGAUGGUGAUCAUCCCUCAAACAACCUCAAGAAAAAGGUUUCAGAUACAGACUCUUCUGAUGCUGAUGAUGAUCAUAAAUAGGUGGUGAAGAUGUGUAGGAACAUUUUGGAUAGAAGUGAUGCCAGAUGAGAUAUCAACAGGUACGACAUUACAUGGUUUCCUUGUAUUUUGUUUUUUACAAGUAAAAUCAUGCUUGUAGUAAAAUAGAUGUAGCAGUAAACUGGCUUCAUCGUGUAAGAGUGUAAUUAGGUAGAAUUGUUGUGUAUUUCGAUAUCCUCAAUCGCAAUUUUGCUUCAUGUUGAAUUGAGGUUACUCAAGAGGAAAAUAUUUAGAUUUUUAA